AUGGAAUCAAUACAUGUACUCACUGUGGAUGAUUUGACACCUCAAUUAUGGAAGAUGAUGAGAGCUUCUGCCGAUGAUACCAUUUGGUAUGCACUCAUAGGUACUGUUCUACAAGCUAUGUUAGUCACUUCAGUGCUGGGAAUGACGAUAAAAUACUUUACAUAUUUCACACGUAAAGACUCGCCUUUCAUAUUAUGGGGAAUAGGAAUAGCUACAAUCAUUCAAAUAGGUGAACUAGCUUUGACUUGCGCAGAGGAUUAUAGAUUGGUUUAUUGUGGACCAGAUAAUUUCCAAGAUAUAUUUCGCUUCUUAGUAAUCGCAGAUAUGUUUAGAGUGUUUUCAGCUGCUGUAUUUAAUAUUGCUGCUGGUGGUUAUUAUACCUGGAGAGUAUGGAUGAUGUGCGGAAGGAAGAUAUAUAUGGUUCCUCCUUUUGCUUUAGGUGGUAUGAUACAGAUGUCAAUGACUGUUUGCGCUGUUGUACAUGGAUGUAAACUUCCUGAAAUCAAUGUUGAUACGAUUUCUCAAUUGCCAAAGUUGAUGCCGGACAUCCUCAAAUUCUUCAAGAUCUGGGGUGCAGUGACCUUAGUGGUCGAUGGUGCUCUGUGUGUGAUAAUGACGUUUCUCCUGUUCAAGACGCAAGACAGUUUGUUCUCCAAAGAAAGCAAAAUAUUCAGAAAGCUCAUUUCGCUCAUUUACGAGACCAUGCUUCCUCCAGUCGUAUGCCUUUUGAUCCUGGAAGCCGCUAGUGGAAGUAAAGGUACACCCUUGACCGAUAUGCGACGAGUUAUCACAUGCAUUCUACCGGUAUUAUAUUAUCAUUCAGCUCUUCACACUUUGGUGGGUAGACAAGCGAUCCGAGAAUUGCUAGACGACAAACUUGCUUCUGGUGGUAUUCACGCAUUUUCAAGUGGGAGUGGCAAAGGUUCAGGUGGUGGUGGUGGCAGGGUGUAUGCAGCUUUCCCGCCUGGAUUACGAUCAAUCAAUAUAGAAGAAGCUGGAAUAGAGUUACAGUCACCAUCAGGUAACUCGUCAACAAGGAAGAAUCCACAAAUGCCUUUAGUCAAAAUCGAGCAAAGUACUGUCGUGUCCAGAUCCGAUGACUAUAUCUUAUCGGAAUCGAACCCUUCUAUGCCUGGAAGGAACGACAAUGAGCCUGAUUCAGAUGACGAGAAGAGUAUGACGACCCAGAGAUCUGCUCCUAUGACGCAUUUCUGA
Messenger RNA from Kwoniella shivajii, 1215 nucleotides. RefSeq lists its product as uncharacterized. The transcript is spliced from 10 exons. The coding region runs from base 1 to 1215 and encodes 404 amino acids. Lineage: Eukaryota; Fungi; Basidiomycota; Tremellomycetes; Tremellales; Cryptococcaceae. The record is from RefSeq and is a predicted model, not a curated record.